CAGCAAUAUCAAAGUGCCCUGUUUUGGGCAGACAAAGUAGCUUCACUAUCUCAUGAGGAACCACAAGAUAUCUACUGGUUGGCCCAAUGCCUUUACCUAACAGCUCAGUAUCAUAGGGCAGCACAUGCCCUUCGAUCACGUAAGUUGGAUAAGUUAUAUGAAGCGUGUCGCUACCUUGCAGCUAGAUGUCACUAUGCUGCAAAAGAACAUCAACAGGCGCUGGAUAUUCUUGAUAUGGAAGAGCCCAUCAACAAAAGGCUUUUUGAAAAGUACUUGAAGGAUGAAAGUGGAUUGAAAGACUCUACCACAGACUGGGAGAUGUCACAAUCCUCUAUCAAGAGCUCUAUAUGCCUUUUACGAGGGAAGAUCUAUGAUGCUUUGGAUAAUAGAACCCUAGCAACAUACAGCUACAAAGAGGCCUUGAAGCUCGAUGUUUACUGCUUUGAAGCAUUUGAUCUUUUAACGUCGCACCAUAUGCUGACGGCACAAGAAGAAAAAGAACUUCUUGAAUCUCUACCUCUUAGUAGACAAUGUACAGAAGAAGAACAAGAAUUGCUUCACUUCUUGUUUGAGAAUAAAUUGAAAAAGUAUAAUAAACCCAGUGAAACAUUGAUUCCUGAAUCAGUAGAUGGUCUUCAGGAAAACCUGGAUGUGGUGGUAUCCUUAGCUGAAAGACAUUACUAUAACUGUGAUUUCAAAAUGUGUUACAAGCUUACUUCAGUAGUGAUGGAAAAAGAUCCUUUCCAUGCAAAUUGUUUACCUGUGCAUAUAGGGACACUUGUGGAGCUUAAUAAAGCGAAUGAGCUUUUCUAUCUUUCUCACAAACUGGUGGACUUGUACCCAAAUAAUCCUGUGUCAUGGUUUGCAGUAGGAUGCUACUAUCUCAUGGUUGGCCACAAAAAUGAACAUGCCAGAAGAUAUCUCAGCAAAGCUACUACACUUGAGCGAACGUAUGGACCUGCAUGGAUAGCAUAUGGACAUUCAUUUGCAGUUGAGAGUGAGCAUGACCAAGCCAUGGCUGCAUACUUUACAGCUGCACAGCUCAUGAAAGGGUGUCACUUGCCGAUGCUCUAUAUUGGACUGGAAUAUGGUUUGACCAACAACUCAAAGUUAGCCGAAAGGUUUUUCAGCCAAGCUUUAAGCAUUGCACCUGAAGAUCCUUUUGUUAUGCAUGAAGUUGGAGUGGUUGCAUUUCAAAAUGGAGACUGGAAAACUGCAGAAAAGUGGUUUCUUGAUGCACUGGAAAAAAUCAAAGCUAUUGGAAAUGAGGUAACAGUUGAUAAGUGGGAGCCUUUAUUGAACAACUUAGGACAUGUCUGCAGAAAACUCAAGAAAUAUGAAGAAGCACUGGAAUACCAUCGACAGGCUCUAGUAUUAAUUCCUCAAAAUGCUUCUACUUACUCUGCCAUUGGCUACAUACACAGUCUAAUGGGCAAUUUUGAAAGCGCAAUCGACUAUUUUCACACGGCCCUUGGUCUUAGGAGGGAUGACACGUUUUCAGUCACGAUGCUUGGACAUUGCAUAGAAAUGUAUAUUGGUGAUUCUGAAGCCUACAUUGGAACAGAGAUCAAAGACAAAUUAAGAUGUUAUGACUUUGAUGUACACACAAUGAAGACAUUAAAGAACAUAAUUUCACCUCCCUGGGAUUUCAGAGAAUUCGACAUAGAAAGACAAACUCUGGACGAAAGUGGCAUAGUAACAUUAGAGACCUCGCAUCAAAGGAAAAGUACAGAUACCAGUCGCCCAUUGGAAGAAACAUUCGAGAUUGAAAUGAAUGAAAGUGAUAUGAUGUUAGAAACAUCAAUGUCAGACCACAGUACGUGACCAUAAACACUGGUAGAGAGCUCAUUUUGUCUAAGUGUAUUAUGUUUGUUUUAGCGUUUUUGUUAUGGUGUUAUACUUUCAAGAAUUUGCUAUUUUUAUAUGAAUUCAAACUACUACUCUGUACUCAACACCGGAGAAAUAAUGCUUGCCUUAAGGAUGAUUAAAAAGUAUACAUGACGGACUAUUUCUACAAAACUGCUCAUACAUGAUGAAGUGAAAAAUAAAUUCACUUUUUUUUAA
Tauraco erythrolophus (red-crested turaco) is the source of this 2064-nucleotide messenger RNA. The record is from RefSeq and is a predicted model, not a curated record. Lineage: Eukaryota; Metazoa; Chordata; Aves; Musophagiformes; Musophagidae.